AUGACAGCUCCACAUCCGUUGGACUUAUCGCACCACUUCUCCUAUGCGAGCAAGAACCGGAGUCCCAGUAGUGUGAAGAGCUUCUACAAGUACUUCACCAUUCCCAACAUUGCCAAUUUUGCGGGAGGUUUACCACAUCCAACAUAUUUCCCCUUUGAUACACUCGAAGCCACCGUCGCCCGGCCGCAGCGUCUCCAACCAUCGAGCAAAGAUGACUCGAAAGCCGACCGAGUGAUUGUACCCAAGGAAUCCAAGACGGCCGAUCCUUCUCGCAAAAUCGACCUAACCACUGCUCUGCAGUAUGGCACUGCCGAAGGCUAUCCGCCACUCUUCUCGUUCCUGCGACAGUUUGUCCGCGACCAUCUCCAUCCAAAUGUCCCGUACGAAGGAGGUCCCGAGAUUAUCCUGUCGUGCGGCAAUACCGAUGGUUUCUCCAAAGCUAUUGAGCUCUUUACCAAUGUGUGGAAUCCCGACCGGGACUGGAUUCAACAGCGUGAGGGCGUGUUGUGCGAGGAGUUCACCUACAUGAAUGCCAUUCAGACCAUCCGACCUCGAGGCCUCAAUACGGCUACCGUCGCAGUGGACGGCCAGGGCAUGCUCGCAUAUGGCAAAGGUGGCCUCGCUGAUGUGUUGGAAAAUUGGGACUUUCGGCGAGGCAGACGACCACACGUCAUGUAUACUGUGACGAUUGGUCAGAACCCCACUGGAGGAAACCUCUUGAUUGAGCGGAGAAAGGAAAUCUACGCCCUCUGCCAGAAGUAUGACGUGAUCAUCGUGGAAGAUGAACCUUACUGGAAUCUGCAGUUCCCAUCCGCUUACGAGAUGGAAGCCCAUUAUCGGGGCGCGUCGACAGAACCUACACCUUAUAAUCGAAACUAUAAUGACGAUGGGAAGUCAUCUGGCUAUGCUUUCUUGGACUCACUAGUGCCGUCAUAUCUAUCAAUUGACACCGAAGGCCGAGUGGUGCGGCUGGACACAUUCUCCAAGAGUGUUGCGCCAGGGAGCCGCCUCGGUUGGAUCACGGCGCAACCUGCAGUGAUUGAGCGUAUUACUCGCAUUACGGAGGUCACGACACAGCAGCCCUCGGGAUUCGUGCAGUCUGUAAUUGCUGAAACAAUCAUUGGGGAACAGGUGGACGACAAUGGUUCCCGUAUCUUGAAGAAGCAAGCUGUUCCAAGCUGGCGCAUGGAUGGCUGGGUGCGCUGGCUGGAAGGUCUGCGCGGAGGCUACGAGAAGCGCAUGAAUGACAUGUGUACUGUCUUGGAAGAGAACAAGUUCUUGUUCUCUGAGAACCCAGAAAAAUCGAAAAUUACUAACGAUCAUGUCGAUCACUGGGAAGUCGUCGACCGGGUACAGAUGUAUGACUUUACCUGGCCCAAGGGCGGCAUGUUUGCUUGGGUUGAGGUGCGCGUCGACACUCACCCAUUGCGAUCUAAAUACAGCCCUCGGAAAUUGUCCAAGGCCUUUUGGAUACACCUCACAAAGAAGCCGCAUUUGUGCCUGGUGGCCCCUGGUCAGAUAUUCGCGGCGGGCCCGAAGUCCGUCGAGCAGGAGUACCGGUUCUUCCGAGUUGCCUUUGCGCCGAUGGACCCCGAGGAUGUGAUACCCUACACCCGCAGGCUUGUCGAGGGUUUCCGAUCAUUCUGGAAGCGGGAAAACCUGGAUGGCUUAAAUGAUGAUGAUGAUGAGAGUUUGACGAUGCAGGAAAUGCAGUUGGGACCAGGGAUUAAUUUCUUCGGCCCGGGGUGCUAA
This is a messenger RNA of Penicillium canariense, 1752 nucleotides long. RefSeq names its product putative aromatic amino acid aminotransferase. NCBI's taxonomy places the organism in Eukaryota, Fungi, Ascomycota, Eurotiomycetes, Eurotiales, Aspergillaceae. The transcript has 3 exons. Bases 1 to 1752 code for a protein of 583 amino acids. Gene Ontology annotation, biological process: biosynthetic process. The record is from RefSeq and is a predicted model, not a curated record. Gene Ontology annotation, molecular function: pyridoxal phosphate binding; transaminase activity.